Hyalella azteca is the source of this 2761-nucleotide messenger RNA. Its product is annotated as phenoloxidase-activating factor 1. The record is from RefSeq and is a predicted model, not a curated record. Gene Ontology annotation, biological process: proteolysis. The transcript is spliced from 11 exons. Lineage: Eukaryota; Metazoa; Arthropoda; Malacostraca; Amphipoda; Hyalellidae. Bases 86 to 1669 code for a protein of 527 amino acids. Gene Ontology annotation, molecular function: serine-type endopeptidase activity.
GUGAACAGGCUCGGGUGUGCUCGCCAUCGUGUGCUCUGUAGAUCAUUUAUUGAGUGUUGAACGUUGCGGUCUGUUAUUCAGUACAAUGUUUCCGUUUACAAUACAUUCAAGAUUUUAUACAAAGCUUCUGAUAUCGACCGUGCUGCAGCUGGCCGUACUUCACAGCUCCUUCUCACAGAUCGUGUUUCCUGGACAGGAUAGCAGCAGCAGCAGCAGCAGCAGCAGCAGUAGCAGUAGAAUUAACAGCGGUUCGCCUUCAGACGCCAACAACACAAUUCUGUCACUCGAUGACACCUUAGCCGGUGCUGUGAACCACGACAGACUUAAUCGCAACUCGGCCGCAUUUUACCGCGGCUUGAGUGAUAAAUUCUUACCGCGAUGCUCGUUUCCUACGGGAGGACAAGGCCAGUGCGUUAGGUUAUUUCAGUGCCCUUACAUGAUCCCAUUUGUGAGCCGCCUCCGCGACCCGCAAACUUUCAACUUCGUCAGACAACACAUCUGCAGCGUCAUCGGCCGCACUGUAUUUCUGUGCUGCCCCAAUCAGGCUUCCCCUCUCCCAACUUUUGGAGUCAAUGCUUCCCCAGGACAGACGUUCCCAUCUCUACCAAGUUCUGCGGUGUCAGUCCAGCCUGUGGGACUUAUACAGCCUGCGAUCCCUUUCCAACCAGCGGUACCUCUACAGCCUGCGGGACCUUUGACUCCCCAGUCCGUCCUCUCGUUUCCAUCAUUAAGCUCGACUACCUCGUUAGGCUCAACCAGCAGUGGAGGGUUUAAUUCAGGUCAAAGUUUCAAUCGCCCUGGUUCAACAAACAGCGGAGGAUUUAUAUCAGGACAAAGUUCAAGUGACCCCAUAAGAUUAACUUCGACUGGUGUGGCAAACUCUUUUAAUGGAGCUGAUUUAAGCGUAGGGGACUGCGGGAGAUCUAACGUACCAUUCAUCGUAGGCGGCCGAAGCACAGCACCGGGCUCGUACCCCUGGCUAGCAGCUGUGGGUGCGCCGGCACGAGACGGCGUCCGCUUCAUCGUUGCGUGUGGGGGCUCGCUGAUCACCGCGCAAUACGUCAUCUCAGCAGCACACUGCUUCACUGAACUGCCUUUAACACACGUGCGGCUUGGAGAACACGACAUAACUUCCAACAGAGAUGGCGUGCAGCCUCAGGACUUCCGUAUCCUGCGGCACAUCAAUCCUGGCUACAACACAGCCACCAAACUCAACGACAUUGAGCUCCUACAGCUCGACAGGACGGUCAAUUUCAAUGAUUUCAUCAGGCCAGUGUGCCUGCCAACCUUAGAGAUCACAAGAAGUGGUUUCCGAGGUGCUCAGUUUGAGGUCGUAGGAUGGGGGUCAACCCGUGAAGCUGGUGCGGGUAGCACCACUCCUUUGGUAGCCAAUAUACCUCAUGUUGAGGGGGCGGUGUGUCAGGAGCAGUACAGGCAACGCCUCGCUCUACGUCCUGAACAGCAGAUUUGUGCCGGGACAACCGGGAUUGACUCUUGUCAGGGUGACAGCGGAGGACCUCUCCAGUACCUGAGCGAGUCAACAGGUCGUUACUACCUUGUGGGGGUAGUGUCCUUCGGUGUAGGAUGUGCCCGAACAGGCUUCCCUGGAGUUUACUCGAAGGUAGAAUAUUUCUUACCGUGGAUUCGCCAGAACGUCCAGACGUUCUGAAAUGUCUUGUCGCUCUCUAAUGUUCAAGCGCUCUAAAAUCUCGAACCGCUCUCGGAAUGUCCAUACGCUCUCAAAAGUUCUGACGCUGUAAAAUGUCUUGCCAUUCAUGAAUGUGCGUGCACAAAGCUUAAGAAAUUACCAAGUCUUUAAAUAUGAAAACAUUUUGAAAUGUACGGAUACUUUGAAACACUUGAAAAAUGCUGUUCUUAAUAUGCUGCCAUGCAAUGGUCACAGGUCUCUAAAACAACGAUUUGUAUUAAUCUGAAGCAUAAUUUAAAUGUUUUCUCAGCAAUCAAGUUUACAAAUUAUUAUUGAAUUAUAAUAAUUAUAAUAAUAUUAUUGUUAUUACAUAUUCUGAAGAGCAUGUGGUUAAUGGAUCAGUAAAUUUGAUCAGACGCCGUUCCGGCUUACGUUACCAAGAAAGGCAGAUACGCAUGAUGCAACGUAUGACAGUCACGGCUGUGCACCAUGCAUGACUAUUAAUUUUGUCAAUUUUAUUGAACUCAUUCAUCUGGCCACGGACUACGUAAUUGAUUUUAGGGGUUAGUGGUUUGGCGAGAGACUAGCAUGAAGUUCAUUGGGACAAAAUCCUUCAUCAGGACUAGGAAUCAUUCACACAGAAAAAUUAAUGCACCGACUUGUCCAUAUAUUGAUAAACUUACUUUCCCACAGAAAACAGCGGACUUGGCACAAACAUGUACAGUUGCCGUGACUAUAGCUGGGCCAGGAUAACCUACACUAGAGGUUAGAGCAAAAAGUGCAUCAUUGUUUGGAGAAAAGUCUCCAUAUUUUUCUUUUGAGUAUAAUAUCAAGGAGCCUGAUGCUCAAAAAUCGUUAAAUUUGAAUUUAAUUAGAAAAUGAGUUAAAUUAGAGUGAAGAACUGCACUUGAGCCUGCGAAGAGAGUGUAAUAUUGUUUCUAAUAAUUUUGCUAUGUAUCGACACGAAAACGUGUAAUCCUGAGUAAACAUUUACUAAAAUCAGGAAAAAUCGAAUUUUUUACGGUUGUUUCUUUGAAAUGGCAUUAAUUUUAUGGUCGCCUCCAUAAAUAAACUUACUUUUUUGUCAUACGCCCUACGGAAAAGGCGCAUCAU